This is a messenger RNA of Hydra vulgaris (swiftwater hydra), 1852 nucleotides long. RefSeq names its product prothrombin. The record is from RefSeq and is a predicted model, not a curated record. Gene Ontology annotation, biological process: proteolysis. Lineage: Eukaryota; Metazoa; Cnidaria; Hydrozoa; Anthoathecata; Hydridae. Gene Ontology annotation, molecular function: serine-type endopeptidase activity; calcium ion binding.
UUUAAAACAAUGAAAACACGCUUUUUGAGACUUUUGUUGAAUAUUAUUUACAAAGAAAUCCUGAUUGCAAAACUUGUUUAUGAGUUUCUACUUUUAUAACUUUUCAAUAUAGAAUAUUUUAACGACUAGUAGAAUUCGUUUAAAACAAAAUAAAAUGUAAAACUCGGAUAAUGCUGUACAGUUUAAAGAUGUAAAAAAAAAAAGUUUGUUGAUUUUCGUGCAAUUAACUUUUAAAUAUUUGUCAAAAGUGGAACUUUUUUUCGUCUUCUAGAAGAUCCUAAGAAAGUGGUUAGAAAUGCUUAAAUAUUACAUAAUCAGCACUUCUAUUUUGGUAUUCGCUCCUAUGAAAGGUAUAUUAACCCAGUGUCCAACAAAGCAAACAUUGGAAAACGGCUACAUUUUUCACAUAAGUCCAAAUCUUGUUAGAUAUAGCUGCAAAAAAGGGUACGAGAUAUAUGGUCCAUAUUAUCAUAAAUGUAACAAAACCACUCAUCUUUGGAAACCUGAUGCAAAAACAGCAUGUCACGAUUUAAAUGAAUGCACUGCGUAUAAACUUGGUUUUCCUUGCCACCAAAAUGCAUUAUGUGAAAAUACUAUUGGAAGUUUUAAUUGUUAUUGCCGUCACGGGUAUGUCGGAAACGGAAAACACUGCGAUCGAAUUAACGCCAGCAACUUUGACAAUUUCCUGAAUGAUGCAAAGGAUUGUGGUAUUUCAAGUGAUCAUAAAAACACUUCAAAUCAUAGAGUAAGACGUAUUGUAGGUGGACAAGAUUCAAGUCCAGGACAAUGGCCUUGGAUAGUUUUAAUUAUUGUUAAUAAAGAGCCAGCAACAAUCUUCAGUGGAGUACUUGUAAAGCCUGACAUGGUUCUUACUUUAGCAAGCUUGUUACACGAUCCUUUUGGAAAAAGAAUCGACGCAGAAGAUAUUUUUGUAUCCUUAGGAGAAAAUGAUCGAAACAAACCAGAAAAUAACGAACAACAGUUUCAAAUUCAAACGGGAGAUAUUUAUAUACACCCUGAAUUUAACCGCACAAUUUUAAACAAUGAUAUCGCUAUUAUUAAAUUACCGGCAAAAGCAAAAAUCACUCCAUAUGUCACUCCGAUUUGCCUCGCUCAGCCUAAAGUUAUUCGAAAAUUAGAGACAAUAAAUUCUCUAGCCACUAUUACUGGAUGGGGUGUGCGAACACCGCGUAAAUUAAAUGAUAUCGAAUUGAAAAUACAGACUUUAUUUUCUGGUGUUUUGCAACAUGCAGAGCUCCCUUUAGUUAAUAAUCAUAAAUGUCGCAAUGCAACACCAUAUUAUUUUAAUAUAAAAACAAUGUUGUGUGCUGGUACAUCAAAAAAUGAAAACGCGCCUUGUUUUGGAGAUGGUGGUUCUCCUUUGAUGAUGAAAAAUCCAAAAACCAAGAGAUGGUUUUUAAUUGGUUUAUUUAGCUGGUCAGAAGGAUGCGCCCAGCCUCGAAGUUAUAGCUACUUUACUGCAGUUGCCAAAUACAGACACUGGAUAAGCGAAAUAGCUUAUAAAAAUACAGUUAAAUAGACAAAUACAAAAUAAAAAUAUGUUUCUCAAUCACAACUUUUGAAUUGUUAAAACAAAAUAGUCAUAGAACUAUUUAUAUAAAAUCAAAAGAAAAAUAGAUUUUGCGUUAAAAGAAAAAAUUUGAUAUUGGACAAAGUUGUAAAACCUUAGAAUGACUUAUAUCUCAAUCCUAAAGAUUUUAAUAAUGCAAUGAAGGUAAAGUAACAAAUGCAGUGAUAACACAAAUUAACGAGAGUGUUUUUUUUUAUAGUUUUAAAGUCAAUAGAAUAAUACGUGUUUAUGUUGAAACAUAAAAUUCUAAUGACAAUUUAA